ACGGGAGCCCGGCGGCCCGGGCUUCUGCGAAACAUGGCGGUCGGCUGGUACCAUAACACAAGGAACAAAUGAGCAGAAACUGAAAGAUUGAAGAAGGAUCGGUCUUGGUGCAGUUACCACUAAGCAGCAUGACUAUAUGAAAGAAGAAGAAGGUUUUCCUGAAGAUGAGGCGACUGAAUCGGAAAAAAACCUUGAGUUUGGUGAAAGAGUUGGAUGCCUUUCCAAAGGUUCCUGACAGCUAUGUAGAGACUUCAGCCAGUGGGGGUACAGUUUCUCUAAUAGCAUUUACCACUAUGGCUUUAUUAACCAUAAUGGAAUUUUCAGUAUAUCAAGAUACAUGGAUGAAGUAUGAAUAUGAAGUAGAUAAGGAUUUUUCUAGCAAAUUGAGAAUCAAUAUAGAUAUUACUGUUGCUAUGAAGUGUCAAUAUGUUGGAGCAGAUGUAUUGGAUUUAGCAGAAACAAUGGUUGCAUCUGCCGACGGUCUAGUUUAUGAACCAGUAAUAUUUGAUCUUUCACCACAGCAAAAAGAGUGGCAGAGGAUGCUGCAGCUGAUUCAGAGCAGACUCCAAGAAGAACAUUCACUUCAAGAUGUCAUAUUUAAAAGUGCUUUUAAAAGUGAUUCAACAGCACUUCCACCAAGGGAAGAUGAUUCAUCACAGCCUCCAGAUGCUUGCAGAAUUCAUGGUCAUCUCUAUGUCAAUAAAGUAGCGGGGAAUUUUCACAUAACUGUGGGCAAGGCAAUUCCACAUCCCCGAGGUCAUGCACACUUGGCAGCACUUGUCAACCAUGACUCUUACAACUUUUCUCACAGAAUAGAUCAUUUGUCUUUUGGAGAGCUUGUUCCAGGAAUUAUUAAUCCUUUGGAUGGAACUGAAAAAAUUGCUGUAGACCACAACCAGAUGUUCCAAUAUUUUAUUACAGUUGUGCCAACAAAACUACAUACAUAUAAAAUUUCAGCAGACACCCAUCAGUUUUCUGUUACAGAAAGGGAACGUGUCAUUAACCAUGCUGCAGGCAGCCAUGGAGUCUCUGGGAUAUUUAUGAAAUAUGAUCUCAGUUCUCUUAUGGUAACCGUCACUGAGGAGCAUAUGCCUUUCUGGCAGUUUUUUGUAAGACUCUGUGGUAUUGUUGGAGGAAUCUUUUCAACAACAGGCAUGUUACAUGGAAUUGGGAAAUUUAUAGUUGAAAUAAUUUACUGUCGUUUCCGACUUGGAUCCUACAAACCUGUCAGUUCUGUACCCUUUGAGGAUGGCCACACAGACAACCACUUACCUCUUUUAGAAAAUAAUACACAUUAGCACCUCCUGAGUGAAGGAGAAAAACUUUUUGCUUGAGACAUAAAACCUUUUUUAAUAAUAAAAUAUUGUGCAAUAUAUUCAAAGAAAAGAAAAUACGAAUGAGAAGUGGGAACCACACCUAGGGGGAAAAAAAAAGAAAGAAAAACCCAAACUGAAAUCCUAUAUAUGUUGUGUCUGUUACAAAUGUCCUAGAAGAAAUUAUGCAGCUAAUCAGUGAAUAAGCCCAACUGGAAUAUUGCUUGGAAGAUGACCCCUUCUGAUAUUUUCAUAGCAAAUGGGCAGUAUCGAAAUCAGACCUUGCUUCUUGGUUGCAAAGAGCCUGAAGGAAAGAAGUCAAACCACAUCUAAAGAAAAAGGCAUUGAUAAGUGCAAAUGUUUGCGUCCUUUUGUUUUUAAAAGAUAUGUCAGAAUAAAAUAUGUAAAACAUAUGGAAAACUAGUCUAGACUUUAAAAAGUUGUGAUCAGGUCACACUGUUAAUAAAGGAAAACAGGGAUGGGUCCCUAUGUUAUAGCCAUAUCCAUGUUAAGCCAUAAUGACAAGACCAUUUAUCCAAUAAUUUGGUCUGAGGAAGGUAACUGCUUUUCUUUAAACUCUGGCUGUUGGCUUUUUCUAACAGUUCAAGGCAGGGUCAUGGAAGAUUGAGGUGAGCAGGUACCUAGGUGCUAUAAUAUGUAACAGAGGUAUCAUUCACAAAUUGUAGAGUGGGCACUUAUACAGGGAGAAGAAAGCACAUUUUUUUUUAAAAAAGAUGCUACAUUUUCUAAUCUGAUCCUUCUAUACACUUUGGAAGUGGGAGGUGAGUAAUAACAAGGCCCACUACUGAUGAUGAAAAUUAUCAGCCAAUAAAGUAUUAAAAGGAAAAGUAUAAUAUUUUAUACAUGUUUGGGUGAGGGACAACAGGGUAACUUAAAGUAGAAACAUGAGGCAAAUAUUUAAGACAAGAUAAUGUCAGAUCUGUAAGAUUAUCAUUAGACAAUGUCCAUUAAGCUGUAAAACUGGAUUAUGAGUGUUUGCAUUCAGAGCGUCCUGAAUGGGAUUGAUUUUGUUAUUUUGUUUUGUGUUGUUCUAGCUUUCUCAGUAUUUAAGGAUUGAUUUUAAAUUUCCAGACUAUAAAAGAUAAAAAUAAUGAGAGGGAGAUACACUCAGGUGCCAUUAAAAACUAUAUUUGGAA
Messenger RNA from Prionailurus viverrinus (fishing cat), 2470 nucleotides. It is a transcript of the gene ERGIC2, whose product is annotated as ERGIC and golgi 2. The coding region runs from base 165 to 1298 and encodes 377 amino acids. Lineage: Eukaryota; Metazoa; Chordata; Mammalia; Carnivora; Felidae. Gene Ontology annotation, cellular component: membrane; COPII-coated ER to Golgi transport vesicle; endoplasmic reticulum. The record is from RefSeq and is a predicted model, not a curated record. Gene Ontology annotation, biological process: endoplasmic reticulum to Golgi vesicle-mediated transport; retrograde vesicle-mediated transport, Golgi to endoplasmic reticulum. The transcript is spliced from 15 exons.